AUGGCGUGGCUGCCCCUCUCGCUGACCGACGACGUCGCCGACCCCACCACGACCACGAUGCUGCUCUUCGCCGUAGGCCUCACCAGCUGGGACUCCAUCGGCAACCUCGUCCCCGGCAUGUCCUACCUCCAGGGCCUCGGCCCCUCCGCGACGCACGGCGAAAAGGGCCUCGUCCCGUUCUACAUGUCCAUCGCCGCGACGCGUGGCAACCCGGGGAACGUGACCCUCUACCGGAACCGCUCCCCGCCGCUCUUCUACGUGCACCAGAACCAGCUCUGGCACUACCACAACGAGAGCGCGAUCCUGCCCGUGAACGUGCACAACAGCACGCAGAGCGCGCAGCUCCCGCUCCAGCUCGUCGGCACGAUGCUCUUCUACGAGAACGAGCAGCGGACGAACCAGGGGCUCUUCUACUCGUGCGCGGACGUGAACGGGCUCAACGGCCUCUUCCUCUUCCUCCAGAGCUCAGCUCCGCCUCCGGGGUGCACGCCCUUCACGGUCCACAGCUUCACGAGCAACCGGAUGGAUUGA
This is a messenger RNA of Epithele typhae, 531 nucleotides long. RefSeq lists its product as uncharacterized. Lineage: Eukaryota; Fungi; Basidiomycota; Agaricomycetes; Polyporales; Epitheliaceae. Bases 1 to 531 code for a protein of 176 amino acids. The record is from RefSeq and is a predicted model, not a curated record. The transcript has 5 exons.